CCCCCUUUUAUCAUCAUCGAAUUAUAAACCUAUUUCUUCAGCUCCAUCAAUCUUUAAUCUCCGUUUUGUUUUUCUCUUAUCUUACAUUUUUUUUUUUUGGUCUCAAAUUUUUAGUUAGAGUUAGUAAUUUAUUGCGGGAGUGGGGAGAAAGUUAUGGAUUCGGAGGACGAAAUGUCGAUGCACGACGCCAACGACGCCGAGUCGCUCGACGAUGACUUUUACAGCGGCGAUGGUGCCGACUCCGACGAAGCUGACAUCACUAUGGAUUACGAGUUCAUAGACAAUGAUUCCGACGAUUCCGACGACUUUCCCUCUCACCACCGCUCUCAGGUGCGUAAUUCCAGUUAUCUACAAUCGCCAUCUCUUCUUUUAUCUAUUUUUUGUUUUUGUUUGUGUAUAUCAUUUUUCAUUUCCGUCGAUAACUUAUUGAUGUAAGCUGAUGAAGAUUCUUCAAUCCGAAUGAUCGGUCAAAUUCUGCUAUUGAUUUCUCUUUGACAUGUUAAUCUACUGCCUAAGUUGGUGUACGAAACUGUCCUGUCUCCAAUUGCCAGUUUUGGUGUUUAUUUAGGAUUUUUUUUUUUCGGUUUUAGUCGGAUUGGCGAUAGAGGCUUGAGCCAAUGAAAGCUGAAAAUUUUAAGCUUGAUGGAUAAGGUUUCUGGAUUCUUGAGUGUUUUGCUGCUUUGCUGAUUAUCUAAAAUGUUUAAACGUUGAAGCUGUUCUUUGCAUAUGGCGAAGGAUCAUGUAUUACACCUAGUGAAGAAGAUGGACAGAGUUUCUGUGCAAAGAGACUUCUCUAGUGUUUUGGUGUAGUUUUUUUUUUCCCUCCACCUUCCAAUCUCUGUGCAGAAUUGAUGUGAGAGUUGUUUACCUAUGUAACUCACCGGUGGUAAGGAAGAUUCCUAGGUUUGGCCCAGGGCUUCGAUGGUCAAGUAACUAGUUCUUUUUGGUAAGGGCACUUCUUAGAAAGUAGAAGUAAAACUCAAUUCGAUCCCGUUUGUCAUAAUUGUUGUGUCUGUAUGUUCUGCUCUGGGGAUCAUUUCAGAGGGUCAUCUGACAGGAUCUCUCUUUGUUGGUAUCUUCUGACUUGGAGGCGUAAACUGGUGCUCAGCGAGACACUAUCCAUUUCUGGUUGGUCUAUAGCAUAACGGUCGGGUCUAUCUCCCAUCGAAAAGUGCCAUGCGUCUCAUUCUUAUUGGGGAUAUAUGUUCUACUUAUGAUGGACUACUGAUAGUUUAUUUAAGGACUGUGAUAAUUGGCAUAGGUACCCCCAAAUGACAUUAUAUGGUCUUGAUUAGAAUUUGGGUUGGAGUUCACUGAGGCCAUCUAUAUUAGGAAAGUUAGACUUCAAUGUUAAGGUAAUUUAUUUAUUUAGUUUUAAAUUGCUGACGUCUUUUAUCAAAGAUACUUUUUGUGCUGAGUCAAGUUAAUAUGGUAACUUGCUAAGAAAUUUUCUUUGGGUAAGAUAUAAAUUGAUAAGAGAAGGGAAUGGAGAUUGGGAGGAGCAUUAUCAUUUAUUCGAAAAGCAUCUUGCAUCUGUUACUCUUCUAAAACCUUCACGAUAUCAUUCCUUACAUUUCAUCGAAUUUUGUAAAAAAAUUUAGCUUCUAGUGUUCUGUAAUCCAUUCGUUUCUGUUUGCCUAUGAAAGAAUUGACGGCAUCCCUCCUGAUAGCUUGUUAACAGAAUGGAUAAGAUGUAGCCAUAUAUACACAUACAACAAUUGGGAGCUAAAAUUUGUUUGCAAUUUUUUGUUCAGAUAGUUUUGGCUAGAGCUUAGAUCAUGGGAUACUUAUGAGGUUGAUGUCAGUGGUUUGGCUUGUGCAAUCUUUGCCGUCUUACCAAUGUAGUGUCCUGAUAAGGUAUCUUCAUUUCAAGAUCAUUGGUUAUUAAUAUAAAUCAGAAGGGAUGAAGUUUUCUUGGAGCUGCUGAAUUGAUGAAAGUAAAGCGAAAAAUAGAGAUGGUGGAAAAGUUGAACCCUUUCUCCUUCUAGUGGUGUUAAAUUUUAUGUGUAAGAAAUGGAAGGAAGGUUUAGACUUGACCAUGCAGAGACUACCGUGUAGCUGUUUAUUUUGGAGAUUACAAAUUUUGUAAUAGAGAAGCAUUGGUUGCCACCUGAGCAGCCAUACUACAAGUUGAUGGAAGGUGCAGAAUACGUAGCAAUUGCAUCUUGCUUGUAAAAGCUCUCAAUAAAGUGUAUCCUGAAGUUUGCUUAAUAACUUCUUCAAGUGCUUUUAAGGAACUGUUUAUUUAUCUAGUGAUUGUAAUUUUGGCCCAUUGCUUAUCUAACGUCGUUGUAGAGUUGUGUUUUUUUUUUUUUUCCCUUAGUGACUGCUGCAUCUGGUUAUUAAUGAAAUUUGGGAAUUGAAGUUGAGUGUAGUUAUCAAGGGUAUUUAUGGCUUGUAUUUGCAUUUCAAUAUCGUUCUUGUUUUCCAAUAGGUAUUGCUGGGUGUAGCCAAUAUAUGAGCUGCAUAUUUCUUUCUUGGUUGUGCUUCAGUGCUUGGAGUUCAAUUCGUUAUGCAUUCUGUUGAUCUGUGAUUUCAGUUUGUGCUUACUCUGAAGAACUAUUCAUGUGUCUUUGAGUUUCUGUCCUAGAACUUUCAAUUGAACGUUGCGAACUCUCACUUGGGAAUUUUAAACUUCAUAAUUGUUGCAGCUAAACUAUACUGUCCUGGGGGAAGCAGACAUACUUCAGCGCCAGGAGGAAUAUAUUACACAAGUAUCUAUGGUGCUUUCUAUAUCAAGGAUUGCUGCUAGUAUCCUUCUCCGUCACUAUAACUGGUGAGCUAUCUCAUUGUGGUUUUUGUAUGCUAGUUUAUUUGAAUAAGCCAGAGGUGCAGUUGAUGCUAUUUGAUUACUUGAUGCAGAUGAAUUUCCCAUCGAUGCUCAUUGGUUUUUCUUUUCUUUUCUUUGGUAAUCAAAAAUUUUUGGGAUUCGUCUCAUUAGCAAAGCUCUGUUGUUUCUAUUAGUGUAAAUGCCGACCGAGGUGAUUCCACUGGUGUCUCAUUAUUUCAUGGUUUAGUAGUUCUCCUAGUAACAAUGUAUGCUUUAGUAGAUUGUAUUAGAUUCGGCGUGGAAUACUAGGUCGUUUUUCAUAGGUUAAAAAGAAAAAGCACCACCCCAUAAUUUCAGAAAUGAAGUCUUUUCUUUGCUCAGAGUCACAAAAUAAUUGGAGGGUAAAAAGUGGAAUGAGUCCGAAGGAAAAGCAACCUAAAUCCUCAGAAAGAGUCACUAGCAUAUUAAGUGCACAGUUUUAAACUUUAGUUGUUUUAUGGUAAUUAGCACGCAUUGGAAGAUAUGCUACAAAGACAUCAGAAGAACACCAAAAUACGGUCCCUUCCUUCUUUAGUAUGGGUUUGUGCCAAUUUAUGCUUUCCUUGUUCUUUUACUGGUUAAACACUUAAUAUUUCCAUCUGAAGGAGCCUGACUAUUUGUCCAUUUUCAGGUGUGUCAGUAGAGUAAAUGAUGAGUGGUUUGCUGAUGAAGAGAAGGUUCGCAGGGUUGUUGGCUUAUUGGAAUAUCCUGUCCCCCUUCCUGAUGCAAAAGAGGUGUUUGUCGAUUUUGUCUAUCAUGCGUCCUUUUGCUAUAAUGCAUUGUGUGAGAUCUAAAUACAAUUAAGGGAUUCAUCUGUGAAAAUGUACAACAUACUAUAAGGUUUAACGUGCAACGCCUGAGUACACAACAUAUUGCGUCGCUUUCCCCACCUGAACCUUACCAUUCUACUUGUUAAGAGCACAUAGCAAGGGUAUCAAAGUUGAAACUGGACACUUCUUUCAGGACAAGGAAAAGUUUAGAAAUGAGAUUUCUUUUCUUGGAGUAAUUGUUAGGACUAGAUGAAAAUUUUGUAUGUAGCAGUUCUUGGGUGGCUUCUAGGUCCUCUUUCUGAGUGAUAAAUAUCUUCUUGCAAAGUUCUUGAAAGUUGCAGCUCUCCUAUCGUUGCAGGUUACAUGUGGAAUCUGCUUUGAGAUGUAUCCUUGUGACAUGAUGAGAUCUGCUGCGUGUGGUCAUCCUUUUUGCGUAACUUGUUGGCAAGGAUACAUGAGCUCGUCAAUAAAUGAUGGUCCUGGAUGCUUGAUGUUGCGUUGUCCUGAUCCAUCCUGUUGUGCUGCUGUUGGUCAAGAUAUGAUAAAUGCAUUGGCUCUGAGGGAGGAUAAAGAUAAAUACAAACGUUACUUCCUCAGAUCCUUCAUUGAAGACAAUCGGAAGACAAAGUGGUGUCCUGCACCAGGGUGUGAAUUCGCUGUUGAUUUCAUCGUUGGAAGCGGAAGCUAUGAUGUGAAUUGCCGCUGUUCCUAUAGCUUUUGUUGGAAUUGUACAGAGGAAGCCCACCGACCUGUUGAUUGUGGUACUGUAGCCAAAUGGAUUUUGAAAAAUAGUGCCGAGUCUGAAAAUAUGAACUGGAUACUAGCUAAUUCAAAGCCUUGUCCUAAGUGCAAAAGGCCAAUAGAGAAGAAUCAAGGGUGUAUGCAUAUAACAUGCACACCACCAUGCAAAUAUGAGUUUUGCUGGCUCUGUUUGGGUGCAUGGUCAGAUCACGGUGAAAGAACUGGUGGCUUUUAUGCAUGCAAUCGCUAUGAGGCAGCCAAGCAAGAGGGAGUUUAUGAUGAAGCUGAAAAACGAAGAGAGAUGGCUAAGAACUCUUUAGAAAGAUACACUCACUACUACGAAAGAUGGGCCACCAAUCAAUCGUCUAGGCAAAAAGCUCUUGCUGAUCUCAGCCAAAUGCAAGCCGUUCAUCUUGAAAAGUUAAGUGAUAUCCAGAGUCAGCCGGAAUCGCAGCUCAAGUUUAUUAUAGAAGCCUGGCUACAGAUUGUUGAAUGCAGGCGGGUGUUAAAAUGGACAUACGCAUAUGGAUUUUAUUUACCAGAGCAUGAACAGGCAAAGAGGCAGUUCUUUGAAUACUUACAAGGUGAAGCUGAGUCGGGACUGGAAAGACUACAUCAAUGUGCUGAGAAGGAACUACAAGGUUACCUCAAUGCUGAGGGCCCAUCAAAAGAUUUCAAUGAAUUCCGUACAAAACUAGCUGGACUCACUAGUGUUACACGCAACUACUUUGAGAAUUUGGUCCGUGCUUUGGAAAAUGGUCUUUCAGAUGUGGACUCUCAUGGUGCCUGCAGUAGAGCAGCUAGCUCAAAAAGUUUGGGAGGAGGGAGCAGCAAGGCUAGAGGAACCAGAGGCAAAGCAGCUGCUUCGAAGUCAAGCAGUUCUAGAAUGGAUGAUUCAGGUCACUGGUCAUGUGAGUACUGCACAUUUGGUAACGUGAAGUCUGCUACCAUUUGCCAAAUGUGCCAGCAACGGCAUUAACCUCCCUUUCAGCGUCUUUGCUGUGGAAAAAUCUGGUUUCUGAUCGUCCGGCCGGUGCCGUGAUGAAGCUUGCGGAUACAGUGAAGACGAUGUUGGAUGUUGGUCUUCCGGUUGGCCACAUUUUGGGUCAAAUGCGGACAGAAGGAAGAUGGAAGGAUGCUACGCGUUGAAGUGGCUAUUUGAAUUGUAUAUAUGUGGUUUUGUGUAUCUUGUACCCCUUGGAAGUUUCUGCCAAAGAUGCAAGAGUUUCAGUUUGACCAUGGAACCAUAUCUAUUAGAAACACCAUUAGACAGAAGCUAGGCUUAUUCUCUCUAAUCAUGGGUGGGUGAAGGAUUUGGCAACAUGUUAACUCCUGUAUCAAGAUGAAUUACAUUUAUUGAAUCUUUCUUUAUUUAUAAAAUUCCCGUUUGUAAAUACACAUUUUCUUCAGUAUGUUAGAUUAUGAAUCAAGUGAGAGAAUUUUACUGUGACCCUUUCUGGCUGUCUUUCUAACCGAAUUCUGAUACUCACAUCAUUGAUGGGCUUCUCCCAUUUCUGAAGUCUGAACGACUGUUGCUUUUCUCCCUUAGGAAGUUGGCCUCCAAAAGAGCCUAAAUGUGUAAGGAACCACCCUCAGAAAUCUCGAAUACGUGUGUUUAACAUACACCGGAUCGAAGCUAUUAAAAACACAUAAUGUACCUUGCACUAAUUAAACAGGGUUACUAACCCCACAUCGAUGCCACCAUCAGCAAAACCAGAAAAGCGGGCGAUGCUCUGAAAGAACAAUCUUGUGUAAAGAGUAAACUUAAUCGAUUGGAGGUAACUGGAUGGUGAGAAAAGAAACUGAGUUUGUAACCUGAAAUCUAUGAUAUGAGUUGUGUGUACAGCUUCAGCCUAGAAAGAAAACAACUUCCAAUUGGCAAUAAAAAAAUACACCUACUUCAGCUUCUUGAACUAAUCAGUUUCCAUUGUAUAGCAACAAAUGUUAAAUGAGAUAAGCGUACAAAAAGAAUAAACUCCAAUUUGACAAAAGGUAAAGCAGAAUUCAGUUUCCUUCUAUGAAAGGAAAGAGGUGCCUGCAUGAUUAUGGUGGAGAAGAUUGUGGGCAAUAGCAUCCCUUGCUUUCAUCGCGUUCACUGACCUCAACGGCAUCUCGGGGAUCAUUUCAUCAUCAUAGAGAUCGAACUUGAGUUCUGGAUCCAUUUCCUCAUUCCUAAUUUCACAAAUAUUAUGCAGAACACAGCACGCACCCAGCACUACUGGCAAAUCCUGAAGUUUCACUUCUGUCCUUUUCUGCAAACAAGACCAUCUUCCUUUCAAUCUUGCGAAUGCAUCUUUCGAUAUCCUUUGAACAUCCCCGAUUUUCUCAUUGAACGCAUGCUGAGUCCAAGUCAAAUGCUGCUGUGUGUAAGGCACCAAUACCCAAUCCAUCAAAGGGUAUCCAGAACCUCCACCAAUCCAAACACCAUUGAGCAGCCCUUGAUUAGCCCUCUGGAAAAGAGCGGAUUUCUCCAGAACUUGAUCAUCAGGCAUUGAACCUGGCCAGCCAAUGCAUACAUCUGUGAACACCCCUUUCGGAUUAACAACACCCUGCACAGUAAUUGAAUACGAAGUCUUUUGAUUCCUCUCAGUGUGCCUCUUGUUAAAAUACGCAGCAACACUAAUCUUGGGCGCAAUUAUCGGUAUAUGAGUAGUAUACAUUGAUCCAACAACAUUAGGAAUGCCUGAUAAGGAUUCAUACUCAUCCUGAAUCCUCCUGGCUGACUCCUCAUCCGGCCAUUGAAGAUACCUAGGCAUCAAAACUGUCCUAAUAGCAGAGCAAACCUCAAGCACCAGCUUAUGACAUGUUGAUAUCCCCAAUCCAAACCUCUUUGAAACAAGCCUAAGUGGCUCCCCAGUGGCCAAUCUCCAGAUACAAACAGCAACUCGCUGCCUUACCGGGACAGCAUCCCUCAGCAUAGUGUUCUCCUUCGCCACCACCGACGUCAAUUCAUUGCAAAUCAUUUCAAACGUGUCCUUCCCCAUUCGAAACGCCUUCUUGAACUCUUCUUCAGGAAAUUCAGCACUGUUGCAUUGAUCCCACCACGCCUUUGAUCUAUCCUUCACCCACAAACGCCUCUGUGGCGCCCCUUUAGCGCCCUUAUCUCCCUGUUCGCCUCCACCGCUAUUCCCUGAACCGGCAUCGUGUUCUGCCGCAUCAACAACAGCAGCGGCAAGGGUUGUGGCAGCUGCAGCAGCAGUAUUAGCCCUCCCCUUCCUCUUCCUGAUCCCUUCUUUAAGAUCUGCUUCUCUGUGAUAAUCCUGCAACUGAGAGUAAUAAUCCAACAUGGCCCUUUCUUUCUUCUGGUGAUUGGAUUCAAAAAAGAGCUUCUCUUGCUCUUCUUCCUUGGCGAAUUCGUCCUGAUCCUUCUUUUCUUGCUCCUCAAGCAAUAUCAAGGAAGUUAUAAUCUCCUUCAAAUCCUUAGUCUUGACCCCACCAGGUUUCUGCUCUUGGAAUUGAUUGUUCUCACCAUUAGCAUCUUCAAACUCUGGCACGCUUGAACUAUCCUUCUUCCUGCGCUUCCUCUUAUUAUCAUUCAUUUGCUAGGUCGAUUACCGUUUUUUUUUCCCCUUCCUCUAAAAGGAAAUUGAGUAUAUAUAACCCACAAAGAACAGGGGAACCAAAAAAAAAAAAAAGAAAAAUAGAACCACAAGUUUCCUUCCCCGGUGGAGACACAAUCCUUCCUCAAAUACAGAGAGAAUACAAAACAAAAAAAAAGCCCCAACUCACCAAACUCGCACAUCACCUGUUUGACGGAAUGUGUGAAUGGAAAUGUGAACACGAACUGAAAAAGUAAGCGGGUUUCAAACUUUGAUACUGAAAGUCGUUGAUGGGUUUUCCUAAGAACAAGCGACAGAUGUAAUAAUAAUACUUUUAAAAAUAUGGUCUGAUUUGAUUGGGGAAGAAAAGUGACUGGGUUUAAGGUAAAAUGAUCACUUGCCAAAAUUGUUUUUUUUUUUUUUUAAAGGUAAAAAAUAACUGUGAAUGGUGUGAACGCGGUUUUGGGACAUGAGGAAGUUUCGAGGGGAUGGAUUUAGAAUUAUUCAUAUCCGAUGUUAUAUUAAAUUGUCGGAUCGAUGAGAUUUUAAGGGAAAAAAAA
Molecule: messenger RNA, 8419 nt
Organism: Oldenlandia corymbosa var. corymbosa
Lineage: Eukaryota; Viridiplantae; Streptophyta; Magnoliopsida; Gentianales; Rubiaceae
Source: the annotation of a GenBank genome assembly